Messenger RNA from Thermochaetoides thermophila DSM 1495, 681 nucleotides. RefSeq lists its product as uncharacterized. Lineage: Eukaryota; Fungi; Ascomycota; Sordariomycetes; Sordariales; Chaetomiaceae. The record is from RefSeq and is a predicted model, not a curated record. The coding region runs from base 1 to 681 and encodes 226 amino acids. The transcript has a single exon.
AUGCAUGCACCCGCCGAUACCUCCCCGUCGACAAGCCGGCAUUCCCGAAACGGGAUGAAUGCUAGCUUGCACAGCACAGUUGAGACCGGGAUGCACACCGCCGAGAGAUCCCCUCAACUGAACGAGGGUAACAUGUCUUCCAGCCAGUUGGCGAAUGCGUCGUCACGCUCCGACGGUGACAGCCAUGCUCUCUCCCUGUCUGGGUCCGACAUGACCGAAAUCGAGAUCGAGCUGCAUAAGGACUGCUUGAUGCAGGGCAUAACGUCGACGGACAAACGCGACGUGAUUAUAAGCAUGAUCAGUCUGCAAGGGUCAGUGCAUGCAUAUACAACUUUCCAUGAUUGGGUCUCGAUUCCGAGCGCAGAAGCAUUGGUCCUUGAGCAGGAGAUGCCGUCAUCACCGACAGCGAUGGCUGUACAAAAGCCGCCGGAGUCAGGCUGCUAUCGGAUGUCAUCACCAUCAUCAUCGCAAUCGGGAUCGUCUUGCUCCCUGUCAUCAUGGAGUUUAGACCGAACGAUGAUGACACCGUCCACGUUGACCAACUUUGAUGCCGAUUCUGCUAUAUCCGGACGCUCGAGCAUGACACUGGGCCUGGACUGGGCUGUCCUCCAAAUUGAGAUUCCUCUUGUAUCUUCGAUCGAUGACCUUAACGGCAUAGGUGCAUGGGCCGAGACCCAGUAG